CAACUAAGAGAAUGAUUUAAUUUUGUUAAAACCAAUAAAUGCCAUAUCAGAGUCAAAUAAGGUUCUCAGAGUCAAACACUUUCCAAGUGAAAUAAAACUCCACUUUUCUUCCAACUCACCAUCAUCAUCAUCAUCGUUGUUUUCGUCAUCUUCCACCUUCUGCUUUUUUUCCGUUUCAGUUAGCCGGAGACAUGGGGAACUGCAACGCGUGCGUGAGAGAUGACGUGGCAGAGUCGAACCGCGUGAGGAAGAAGAAAACGAAGCCCAACCCUUACGCGGAGGAGGCGCUCCGUUCGGGGGUUCCGAUCCGCGUGCUGAAGGACGUGACGUCACGGAGCCUCAUCGGGGACAAGUACGUGAUAGGUCGGGAGCUAGGUCGGGGGGAGUUCGGGAUAACGUAUCUGUGCACGGACCGGGAGACGAAGCAGGAGCUGGCCUGCAAGUCCAUCUCCAAGCGCAAGCUCAGGACCGCCGUCGACGUGGAGGACGUGCGGCGCGAGGUCGCCAUCAUGUCCACGCUGCCGGACCACGCCAACGUCGUCAAGCUCAAAGCCAGUUACGAGGACCAGGAGAACGUUCACCUCGUCAUGGAGCUCUGUGCCGGUGGCGAACUCUUUGACCGGAUCGUCGCACGUGGCCACUACAGCGAGCGUGCGGCCGCGCACGUGGCCAGAACCAUUGCCGAGGUCGUCAGAAUGUGUCACGCCAAUGGCGUCAUGCAUCGAGACCUUAAGCCCGAGAAUUUCCUCUUUGCGAAUAAGAAGGAGAAUUCUGUACUCAAAGCUAUUGAUUUCGGUCUCUCCGUGUUUUUCAAACCUGGGGAGAGAUUUUCUGAGAUUGUGGGGAGUCCUUACUACAUGGCACCAGAGGUAUUGAAGAGGAAUUAUGGGCCAGAAGUGGAUGUGUGGAGUGCUGGGGUUAUUCUUUAUAUUUUGUUGUGUGGGGUUCCUCCGUUUUGGGCAGAGGACGAACGAGGGGUGGCUCUGGCGAUUUUGAGGGGAGUGAUUGACUUCAAGAGAGAACCGUGGCCUCAGAUUUCGGACAGUGCUAAGAGCCUUGUGCGCCAAAUGUUGGAGCCUGACCCCAAGAAGCGCUUGACGGCUGAACAGGUGCUUGAACAUCCCUGGUUGCAAAAUGCAAAGAAAGCUUCAAAUGUUCCGUUAGGAGACAUUGUGAGGACGAGGCUUAAGCAGUUCUCUGUCAUGAAUAGAUUCAAAAAGAGAGCACUUCGGGUAAUUGCAGAGCACUUAUCUGUUGAAGAGGUAGAAAUCAUCAAAGACAUGUUUACAUUGAUGGAUACCGACAAAGAUGGGAAAGUAACAUACGAGGAACUGAAGGCUGGGUUGCGGAAGGUUGGUUCACAAUUGGCUGAACCUGAGAUUAAGAUGCUGAUGGAUGUGGCCGAUGUUGAUGGGAAUGGAGUACUUGACUACGGAGAGUUUGUAGCCGUGACAAUUCACUUGCAAAGAAUGGAGAAUGAUGAGCAUUUUCGAAAAGCAUUCAUGUUUUUUGACAAAGACGGGAGUGGCUAUAUUGAGUUUGGGGAGCUUGAGACAGCAUUGGUGGAUGAGUCAGGAGAAAACGACACUGCUGUAUUGAAUGACAUUAUGCGUGAAGUUGACACUGACAAGGAUGGUCGCAUCAGUUACGAAGAGUUUGUAGCGAUGAUGAAAACUGGGACCGAUUGGAGAAAAGCAUCGAGACAGUAUUCAAGGGAGAGAUUCAAGAGCUUGAGCAUAAAUUUGAUGAAGGAUGGGUCACUUCAGCUUCAUGACGGUAUUAGUGGUCAAGCUGUGGUGGUUUGAGCGAGCAAUUAUUUCAUUCUCCUUGAAAGCAAGAGAGUUUUGAAGUAUAGAGAUUUGGGUUGUUUGGAUUUUUGAGUUGGAUAGGGUGUUAGAUGGAUGAAGCUUGAAGCAUAGUUAAGUUGUUUGAUAGAUUGUUUGCACAAGUUGCAGGAGCACGUGUUGGUUGUUGUCCUAAACAUGUCACAUCACAUGUUCUUUGUAUAUCUUUGUCCCCCUGUUCGUGUUCCAUAAUUUCAUUGGUAAAUGUUAUUUAUCUAACUUAUUUUGUGU
Molecule: messenger RNA, 2075 nt
Organism: Vigna unguiculata (cowpea)
Lineage: Eukaryota; Viridiplantae; Streptophyta; Magnoliopsida; Fabales; Fabaceae
Product: calcium-dependent protein kinase 10-like
Biological process (GO): protein phosphorylation
Molecular function (GO): protein kinase activity; ATP binding; calcium ion binding
Source: RefSeq, a predicted model, not a curated record